AUGAUUGUCGAAAAUGGGACCCACGAUAUUGAGAUCGAAAGUGCCCAUGGCCGUCUGCUGGAUGCAGUCAACACAAUCAUCACCUGCCUGGCUGUGCUUGGUAACGGCAUGGUCAUCACCGUUAUGCUCCUCAGGCGACGAGUGUUCAGCUCCUUCACAAAUCGCCUCAUCCUGCAUCAGUCUAUCAUCGAUUGUGUUGCUGGCGUUGUGUUUUUCUCUCAUCAGGUACUUUUGAAAAACAUCCUGACACCUGUGUCCAUGAAGGAUACUAUCAUUGGUCAGUUAUUGUGUCGGCUCAUACACACACAUGUUUCCCUUUGGUGCAUAAAUGUAACGUCCACCUACAACCUCGUCGUGAUAUCGCUGGAGCGAUUUAUGGCGACCUGCUAUCCGGUGAAGCAUCGCAAUUCUUGGUCUGUCGCUAAGCUGAAAUUUGCAAUAGGAACUGCCUGGGCCAUUGGCUUCAUAUAUGGUUCGCAUUAUAUAUUUAUGUAUGAAGCAGGUCAGGAUGGUUGUCAACGUACGACACUGGAGACUGGUCUGAAGAUUUUUGAAAAUGUAGUUGUGGCGUUUAUUGAGUACUUAGUGCCCAUUACUAUUUUGAUAUAUACAUACAGUCGGAUAAUCAUCAAGCUAACCAAGAAAUCUGCUAAUCCCAUGUACGGUCCUCGAAAUGCCAUGAACAAAGCAAAGAAGAGCGUUCUUGUUACGACAGUCCUGAUAGGUCUGAUGUUUGUGGUGUGCUGGACACCAAAGGUAGUGUUUCGCACUUGUUCGUUCAUCAUGGGAAAAAAUGAUGGCUGGUUUUAUGCCAUUACUAAUAUCCUGGUGGCUUGCAACACGUUCGUCAACCCGAUCAUUUACUGCUUCAAGUACGAGCAUUUUCGGUCGGAGUUGAGGAGCCUGGUCAUCAGGAGGUGUCGUAGAAACCGAGUGGAGGACAGGAAUGCAAUUCCAAUGCCAGCUGCUGCCCCGAGAAUGAACCCAAACUUAGCAGUUCAGUCAUUGUAG
Messenger RNA from Patiria miniata (bat star), 1011 nucleotides. RefSeq names its product cysteinyl leukotriene receptor 2-like. The transcript has a single exon. Gene Ontology annotation, cellular component: membrane. Gene Ontology annotation, molecular function: G protein-coupled receptor activity. Gene Ontology annotation, biological process: G protein-coupled receptor signaling pathway. The record is from RefSeq and is a predicted model, not a curated record. Bases 1 to 1011 code for a protein of 336 amino acids. Lineage: Eukaryota; Metazoa; Echinodermata; Asteroidea; Valvatida; Asterinidae.